GUGACAGUACAGUCACGCCCAUCUAUCUAGACAUCAACAAGAACUGCUAAGCUGUCUACUAACACUAACAGUAUACUGUGUUCGCUAGGCAAUGGCGUCUCUAGAGAGAGUGCUGGCGAGCAGUGCAAGUGAUGAGGUGGUACAGAGUAUGUCCUGGAAACGCAAAGUGUGUAAUGGGAGAAGGCUAUUCGAGGUGACAGGCCAGGCACCCUCCCCCUCCAAAGACUGGGUACAACUCAAGAUUACUGACAGAGGUGUUGUCUGGCGCAAGUGGAGGAUCAGCAUAAGAGGAGUGACUCAGGGGAAAGCCCCUACACCACAGCCAUCUGAAGUGGUCCUCUCACAUACUGACUUCCAAUGUGAUGACACCAUGCAGGUUGAGGUGGAGAGAGUGUUUGGUCCCAGAGUGUUGCAACAAGUCCGGCGGAUUGUUGCUGGUAACCAUGACAACCUGAGUUGUCUCCCCGAUGCUGUCUUGAUAGGGAUCUGUCUGUACCUUGACCUGUCGUCACUCACUCAGUUAUCUCGUGUUAGCUCUCAUCUGCGUGAGGUGUGUGGUGGUGAGGCUCUGUGGGAGAGACUGUAUGAGCAGCAUCAAGGUUGUCCCAGUCAUGAGGUGGCCACUCUAGCAGCUGACAUUGGAUGGAAGGUUGUCUUCUUCAUGAACAAGCUGCAACUACAGAAAGAGGUAUCUCGAAGGAGGCGCCUGCAAUCCCCACUACCACCUGCUGAACCAACCAACGCUUUCCUAACACAAUAACUUGAAUACGUCCGUUUGUAUACAAUUAUGAACUUCUAUCAACAUGUCACUUAUUAGAACACAUCACUUAUUAGAGCACUCCUUAUAUAAUUAUGAACAUGCUCAUCAUCUGUUCAG
This is a messenger RNA of Halichondria panicea, 877 nucleotides long. RefSeq names its product F-box only protein 36-like. The transcript is spliced from 2 exons. The record is from RefSeq and is a predicted model, not a curated record. NCBI's taxonomy places the organism in Eukaryota, Metazoa, Porifera, Demospongiae, Suberitida, Halichondriidae. Bases 92 to 760 code for a protein of 222 amino acids. Gene Ontology annotation, molecular function: protein binding.